CUAUUCUUUAUGUCAUAAGUCCUUAUAUAUAUAUAGGGUGGAGUCAAUCACUGUGUUCUCCAUCCUCACAUUAGUUAAUCAUCUCAUUUUCCUCUUGUGUAAGAGGAGGUAACAUUUCUGCGUGUUAGGGACAAGAUGAAGCAGAGCAUUCUUCCUUCAGUUUUUCUUGGAAUUUUGGCUUGUUGGGGUGUUCUCCCGGUUACUGCAGAAGACCGAUAUCAGUACUUCACAUGGGAAAUUACUAAUGGAACAAUUUAUCCCCUAGGUGUUCCUCAACAGGGAAUUCUUAUCAAUGGUCAAUUCCCGGGCCCUACAGUUGAAGCCAUCACCAAUGACAAUAUCCUCGUGAAUGUCAUUAACAAGCUAGACGAAAAAUUCCUCAUUACAUGGAGUGGUAUCAAACAAAGAAGGACAUCAUGGCAAGAUGGAGUUUUAGGAACCAACUGUCCAAUCCCUCCCAAAAGCAACUGGACAUACAAGUUCCAAGUAAAAGAUCAAAUUGGAACUUACACUUAUUUCCCAUCAACCAAAAUCCAUAAAGCUGCUGGUGGAUUUGGGGGAUUCAAUGUUGCCCAAAGAUCUGUGAUAUCCAUCCCAUAUCCUGCUCCUGAUGGAGAAUUCACCCUACUUAUUGGAGAUUGGUACAAGACCAACCACAAAGUACUAAGGAGACUAUUGGAUGCUGGCAGGAGUCUCCCUUAUCCCGAUGCUCUUCUCAUAAAUGGCCAAAAGGAUGCUGCUGUAUUUACUGGUGAAGCAGGGAAGACAUACAAGUUCAGGGUGUCCAAUGUUGGAAUGUCAACCUCAUUUAACUUCAGGAUUCAGGGCCAUUUGUUGAAGAUCAUUGAAGUUGAAGGUUCUCACACAAUCCAGGAAUCGUACGAUUCCCUUGAUGUUCAUGUGGGUCAAUCAGUCACUGUUUUGGUCACACUUAGUGGGUCAAUAAGUGACUAUAUCAUUGUUGCAUCAAGCCGUUUUACCGACCCUAUUGUUCUCACUACCACAGCAACCCUUCGCUAUUCUGGCUCCAACAGUAAGGCCCAAAUUCCAUUACCCUCUGGCCCAGCAACCAACGAUGUAGAAUGGUCCAUAAAGCAAGCCAGAACCAUCAGACUGAAUUUGACAGCAAAUGCAGCUCGACCAAAUCCUCAGGGCUCAUUCCACUAUGGAACCAUCCCUGUUCAAAGGACACUUGUGUUGGCAAAUUCUAAAGCCAUAAUUAAUGGAAAGCUACGAUAUGCAGUGAAUGGAAUUUCCCACAUCAACCCAAACACCCCGUUGAAGCUUGCUGAUUGGUUCAACAUUCCAGGUGUCUUUGACCUCAACACAAUCAAAGAUGUUCCUUCCCCUCAAGGCACCCCUGCCAAACUAGGCACAUCUGUCAUAGGAUUCACCCUCCAUGACUUUGCAGAAAUAAUCUUCCAAAACAAUGAGAAUUACACGCAGUCAUGGCACAUGGAUGGAUCUAGCUUCUAUGUUGUUGGAUAUGGCAAUGGCUUGUGGAUCCCUGAUUCGAGAAAGACUUACAACUUGGUUGAUGGGAUGACUAGACACACUGUUCAGGUGUAUCCAAAUUCUUGGAGUGCCAUAUUGGUAUCUUUGGACAAUAAGGGUAUGUGGAACUUGAGAUCUGCAAUCUGGCCCCAAAGGUAUUUAGGACAAGAAUUGUAUCUGAGGGUGUGGAACAAUGAGCAGAGCGUAUACACUGAGACUCUUCUUCCUCCCAAUGCACUGUUUUGUGGCAAGGCUAAACACCUACCCAAGUCAUAGACUUGGAAGGGGGUUUAUAAUUUGAUGUGAUUAUUGGCAUAAGUUGUAAUUUGGAUUUUUACUUCAUACUUAUCAUUAUUUUGUUUACAAGUUUCAGUUACGAGGGUGUGACUGUCAAGUGCCAAGUAAAAUGGAAAAAAGAAAAAAAAAAAAAAAAAAAGGAAGCCUCGAUUGAAUAUUGAGGUCCAUUUGAAGAGAGUUGUUCAGUUGUUUAACUAGUUAAUUUGCUGUUGUAUCAGAUUAUUAUUUCUUGGAACCGUAAUAAAAAAUAGUUUAAAUA
Molecule: messenger RNA, 2050 nt
Organism: Glycine soja
Lineage: Eukaryota; Viridiplantae; Streptophyta; Magnoliopsida; Fabales; Fabaceae
Product: L-ascorbate oxidase homolog
Exons: 9
Coding region: 136-1770 (544 amino acids)
Molecular function (GO): copper ion binding; oxidoreductase activity
Source: RefSeq, a predicted model, not a curated record